Salvelinus namaycush (lake trout) is the source of this 1675-nucleotide messenger RNA. Its product is annotated as L-lactate dehydrogenase A chain-like. Bases 85 to 1083 code for a protein of 332 amino acids. NCBI's taxonomy places the organism in Eukaryota, Metazoa, Chordata, Actinopteri, Salmoniformes, Salmonidae. Gene Ontology annotation, biological process: carboxylic acid metabolic process. Gene Ontology annotation, cellular component: cytoplasm. The transcript has 8 exons. Gene Ontology annotation, molecular function: L-lactate dehydrogenase (NAD+) activity. The record is from RefSeq and is a predicted model, not a curated record.
CAGCCAGGGAAGAAGAGGCCAGCCGAAGACAUUCCAAUUCGCUUCUCAGUGUUGUUUCUACAUCACUUUCACUAAACCUUCAAGAUGACAACCAAGGACAAGCUGAUCACCCAUGUGUUGGCUGGUGAGCCUGUUGGCUCCCGGAGCAAGGUGACCGUUGUUGGCGUCGGCAUGGUUGGCAUGGCCUCCGCAGUCAGCGUCCUGCUCAAGGACCUGUGCGAUGAGCUGUGCCUGAUUGACGUGAUGGAAGAUAAACUGAAGGGUGAGGUCAUGGACCUGCAGCAUGGCAGCCUCUUCUGCAAGACUCACAAGAUCGUGGGCGACAAGGACUACAGUACGACUGCCCACUCUAAGGUGGUGGUGGUCACAGCCGGUGCUCGUCAGCAAGAGGGUGAGAGCCGUCUGAACCUGGUGAAGCGCAACGUUGACAUCUUCAAGUUCAUCAUCCCCCAGAUCGUCAAGUACAGCCCCAACGCCAUCCUGCUGGUCGUCUCCAAUCCUGUUGACAUCCUAACCUACGUGGCUUGGAAGCUGAGUGGUUUCCCCCGUCACCGCGUUAUCGGUUCCGGCACCAACCUGGACUCUGGUCGUUUCCGUCACCUGAUGGGCGAGAAGCUACACCUUCACCCAUCCAGCUGUCACGGCUGGAUCAUUGGAGAGCACGGAGACUCCAGCGUGCCUGUAUGGAGCGGUGUGAAUGUUGCCGGUGUUUCCCUGAAGGGCCUGAACCCAGACAUGGGCACAGACGCAGACAAGGAGGACUGGAAGCACAUCCACAAGAUGGUGGUCGACGGUGCCUACGAGGUCAUCAAGCUGAAGGGUUACACCUCCUGGGCUAUCGGCCUGUCCGUCGCUGACCUGGUUGAGAGCAUCCUGAAGAACCUCCACAAAGUCCACCCUGUGUCCACCAUGGUCAAGGGAAUGUACGGUGUGAAGGAGGAGGUGUUUCUCAGCGUGCCCUGCGUGCUGGGAAACAGCGGUCUGACCGACAUCAUCCACAUGACUCUGAAGCCCGAGGAGGAGAAGCAGCUGAACAACAGCGCCGAGACCCUAUGGGGCGUACAGAAAGAGCUCACCUUGUAAAGAGUCCUGUGUGCCCGUCUGUAACAUCCUCAACUCCCAAUCCCACCUUCUGUAUACCCGUCCUUGUUCUCCCCUAUAUUCUUACUAUUGAUGGUACAAAUGAAGCCUUUUAGGCAGAAAGUAAGACUAGGACCAGGUCUGAAGAAAGGCAGUGGGUUUGAACACACUGCCAAUUGCACUGUACCUGCUGUUUGUAUGUCAAUAACAAAAAGCGUUAUAAACAGAGAACUUAUUGGAAUCGUCUGGGCGCUCACAUAAAAAAAUUAAUCUGAUGGCACUUUCCAAUGUUGUGUUUUGGGUUGAAACCUGACCUGUAAGUAACUGAUGGUGACAAUCCUGCUCGUCGCCAGUGUUCUGUGCACCCUAAAUUGACUGCUCAGUUUUCCCACCGUUAAUGAUGAUUUCUUAAAAUCGGUCUCUGAAGCUUCAGUGGCCCAAACUCCGCUGCGAUGGUACUGCGAUAAAGGCCUAUAUAGUUAUUAUGAGCUGAACUGGAACUACGGCGCUGUACUGUGCUUGUCAAGGCAGCUGGAUGUACAUAUGAUCCGAUUUUCUUCACCACCAACCAAAUAAAACUACCAGGAUGAAACAA